AUGGACGAUGAACUGAAUGAAUGCUUUGUUGCGCAUGCAUCUCGAAUGUUCCGUUCAUCAGCCAGCCGCAGUGCUGUCAAACAUACAACUGAUGAUGAUGAAAUGCCGGCGCUCGUUAGCGAUACUGAUGAAGAUGCUGCUGAACCACAAACAGCUGAUGCAAACAGGAAGCAACAGCAGCAGGAUCAUUCGAUGGAAGUUUCAUUCGCAAGCGAUACGGAGUUACGGAGCGCCGGAGAAGGAAAAAAAUGUGACGAAUUGGUUGCAUCUUCGUCGUUCGAUGAUGAAAACAAUUUGUUGCGUAAAGCAGCGAAUAAAGCGGCCAAAACGUCUAAAAAGCAUACUGCUGACUUCUACGAUUCGGACGAGGACGACGACAAUGAACGCUGGGUACGACAGCAUCGUGAGCAAUUAAAAAUUGUGAAAGCUCGGCCCAGUAGCACAUCGCAGGAUUCAGAAAGCCCAGGAGCGAAGAAUGAGGACGAUGAAGACGCCCAAACAGACGCCGUAUUGUCAUGCCCCGCUUGCAUGUCACUGUUAACUCGGGAUUGUCAAAGACAUGAACUUUAUCGUGAGCAGUACAGGUACUCCUUUAGAUCUUAA
Gongylonema pulchrum is the source of this 603-nucleotide messenger RNA. The record is from the annotation of a GenBank genome assembly. Lineage: Eukaryota; Metazoa; Nematoda; Chromadorea; Rhabditida; Gongylonematidae.